Molecule: messenger RNA, 1299 nt
Organism: Syzygium oleosum
Lineage: Eukaryota; Viridiplantae; Streptophyta; Magnoliopsida; Myrtales; Myrtaceae
Product: homeobox-leucine zipper protein HAT22-like
Exons: 3
Coding region: 228-899 (223 amino acids)
Biological process (GO): regulation of DNA-templated transcription
Molecular function (GO): sequence-specific DNA binding; DNA-binding transcription factor activity, RNA polymerase II-specific
Source: RefSeq, a predicted model, not a curated record
GUUUCUCGAUUCUAAUAAUUUAAUUACUGUUUUUAAUAUUUAUGUAAUGCCACACACACAAUUCAGAAAACUCCCACUAAUAACUGAUUCGUUCCCCAAUAUAACCCUCUCUUACCCCCUCCUUCACCUUUCACUUGCCAAUUGUAAAGUUUAAAGCACAUUUUUCUCCCACUUCAACACCCUCCCUCUCCCUCUCCCUCUCCCUCUCUCCCUCUGUGGUUUCAGCCAUGGGAGAUGUUGAAGAAGCAUGCAACACGGGGUUGUUUCUGGGCUUAGGUGUUGGCGGGUGCACGGCCAAGCGGAAGGAAGAGAAGAGGAAGAAUAAGAAGAAUAACACUUAUUCGGCGGUGGGCUUGGGGCUUUCCUUCUCCAUCGACUGUUCAUCAUCAAAGAUGGAAGCUGAUGAUCAUCCCUCAAACAGCAUUAACAACGCUGAAUAUUCGACCAGGUCAAGCUUCCACGACAGCUUUGACCACUCUCAGGAUGACCACAACAGUCCACCUCGUAGCAGCAACAACAGCGCCGGAGAUUUUAACGGUGGCCGGAAGAAGCUCAGAUUAACCAGAGAACAGUCUGCCUUGCUCGAAGAAAGCUUCAAACUUCACACCACUCUCACACCGGCACAGAAGCAAUCAUUGGCUGACCAACUCAUGUUGAAGCCUCGGCAAGUGGAAGUUUGGUUUCAGAAUAGGAGAGCAAGGAGCAAACUGAAGCAGACAGAAGUGGACUGCGAGUUCUUGAAAAAGUGCUGCGAGACCUUGAGCGACGAGAACCGGAGGCUGAAGAAAGAAUUGCAGGAGUUGAGAUCGUCGCCGUCUCCGCCGUAUGUCCAAGCACCGAAGACACUUAUGUUAUGCCCUUCUUGCGAGGAACUCGCAAGAGGCAACCGGAAGCUAUGAGGAAGGAGAAUUGCGAUAUUUGAGGUUCCGGGGAAGAAGGGAAGACAAAGUAGCAGAAAAAGCAGAGCGGAUCCGUUCAGGCGGGGUGGAGCGAACUAAUCAAAUGACACUCUAGUUUAUCUUAUGAUCAUGUAGGAGCCCAUUUACCCAAAACCCCUUGUAGCUAACCUGAGCACAGAGAGAGAGAGAGACAGAGAGAGGGUCUACUUUGAAUAGGAAUAAGCAUGGAAUAUGCAGAGAUUUUUGCAUGUCUGUUUUCCAUUGAUGAGAACUUCAUGGCGCAACAAGGUUUUCUUUUUCUUUCUUUUUUGGGUUUUCAAUGUUUCCUCUUUGCCCAUACUUGGGGUCUCGAUAGGCACAAUAAGUGAAUAAAUCUCUCUGUAAAGACUCGUCGCAUUCA